Molecule: messenger RNA, 2066 nt
Organism: Medicago truncatula (barrel medic)
Lineage: Eukaryota; Viridiplantae; Streptophyta; Magnoliopsida; Fabales; Fabaceae
Product: 5' exonuclease Apollo
Exons: 4
Coding region: 215-1840 (541 amino acids)
Biological process (GO): interstrand cross-link repair; double-strand break repair via nonhomologous end joining
Molecular function (GO): 5'-3' DNA exonuclease activity; damaged DNA binding
Source: RefSeq, a predicted model, not a curated record
CCAAACCUGUUCAGUUACCUCACGCAAAGAAGUAAGGAUCAUUACUCAUUUCCCCAUUUUCUCAAUUUUCCCGCCAGAACAAAAAAAAAGUCGAAAAAUCCCCGCUAAGCAUUCCCCAAAUGCAAAUAUAAAGUAAAAUUUCUCAUUCUCAUAAUCACUUAAGCUUCAAAGAAAGAGGUUCACACUUUUAGUGUUUCUUUCUCCAUCACCAAAAAUGGAAGAAGGGUUAAUAUCAGUAGAUCGUUGGGGAAAGGGUAGUGAAGCAUACUUCUUAACACAUCUUCAUUCCGAUCACACUAAAGGUCUCUCUUCUAAAUGGUCACAUGGCCCACUCUUCUGCUCUCCAAUCACCGCCAGACUACUUCCCAUCAAAUUUCCCAAUUUCAAUCUCUCCCUUCUUCGCAUUCUUCAUACUGGCACUUCUCACACUCUCUCACUCCGUUCGCCUUCUUCUUCCGAUCCCACCACCGUUGUUGUCACCGCUAUCGACGCCUGUCACUGUCCCGGUUCGAUUAUGUUGCUUUUCCGCGGAGAUUUUGGUUGUGUGCUUUAUACUGGUGAUUUUCGUUGGGAAGCUGGUUGUGAGAAGGCAAGGAUUGCCAAAAAUAUGCUUGGUGUUGCUCUUAAGGAACAUGAUGGUGAUGUUGAUGUUGUUUAUCUUGAUAAUACUUAUGCUAAUCCUACUUAUGAUUUUCCUACUCGUAGCGUUGCGGCUCAGCAGGCAAUUGAUAUAAUUUCGGCGCAUCCUGACCAUGAUGUUGUUAUUGGAAUCAAUAAUUAUGGGAAAGAGGAUCUCUUGCUUCAGAUUUCAAGUGCCCUUGAUAUAGAUAUAUGGGUGUGGCCACAGCGAUUGCAGACUAUGCAUCUUCUUGGUCUCCCUGAUGUAUUUACAACCGAUACAAGUGCUACUAGAGUCAGAGCUGUUCCAAUGUAUUGCUUUAGCAUGGAUACAUUGGAUGAAUUAAAUUUAUACCGCCCAGGAAAAUGCCCAACUAUAGGAAUUUUGCCAUCAGGUCUUCCAUGGGUAAAGAAAUCCCUUAAAAAGAACGAGUUUCUUUCUGGUUCUUUUUUGACAUUGCGUUAUAAGAGACGCAGAUGUGACACAGAUAGUACUCAGGUCCAGAUGGAUAAGCAAAAUGCAAAAACAGGAUCUCCCAAAAUGUUGAACAAGUAUGUAUUUUCAGUUCCCUACUCUGAUCAUUCAAACUAUGCAGAGCUGGAGGAUUUUAUUAAGCUUGUCAAGCCAAGCAGUCUGAAGGGUAUUGUUUCUUCCUCUACAUGCUAUAUUGAACCCAUGUACUAUUUUGGCCGACUUUGUACCGGUAACCAACCAGUACAGCAGUUGCAUAACAGGUCUAAACUGAUAGAAAGUUGUAAUGUUGAAGAGGAUGAUGAUGAGUUAGAUAGAAAGAUAAGCAAGGAAAGUUAUAAAAUGAAUGACAUUGGCAAAAGGGUAGUAACAAUCAGCUCUGAAACUUCAUUUGAAGAUGAUUAUGUUGAGUCAGACGAUGAAACUUCAUUUGAACAUGAUAAGUCUGUGUUAGAUGAAACUUCAUGUGAAGAUUGGAAUGUUGAGUUAGAUGAAACUUCAUUUGAAGCUGAUAAUGUUGAGUUAGAUAGUAACAGAAGCAAGAACAUGUUUGAAAUGAAAGAAAAUGGUAAAAGAGUAGUAAAUGUCAGCCCCGAAACUUCGGUUAGAGAUGAUAGCGUUGAGCAAGGGAGGAACAGAAUGAAGGCUUUGAAGGUUAAGUUAUUAGGUUUUCGUAUGAGAAGGUUAAGAAAACAGCGCAGAGCUAAAAUUUCAUACCAUGUUAAAGAAGAAAUUUGGUUUUCAGAUUAAGUUUUCAUAUGAUCACUGCUUUUGAAGUCAAUGUUGCAAGGUAUGAUCUACUAUUCACCUAACUCAAUGUAUCAAGAAGUAAUUGGAUGAUCUUUUGUACCCUUAUUGGAAAGAUUUUGCAUUUUGAACACUACAAUCUGCUUGUGACAGAAGAAUUGUAACAUGAAUUUGUGGUACACAUUUUGUUGAUAACUCAGUAUGGUCUGAUUCACAUGUGUAGGAAAAA